This is a messenger RNA of Somion occarium, 675 nucleotides long. The record is from the annotation of a GenBank genome assembly. Lineage: Eukaryota; Fungi; Basidiomycota; Agaricomycetes; Polyporales; Cerrenaceae.
ACAGAUUGCGCCGAUACAGCGAUACAGCUGUGCUUACUGUACAUAUGGAUACUAAGAUACUAACAUGUGAACGGGGUUUUAGGGAACUGUGUGGGCUUUCUUGCAGGUUUCGAGCAUGGGGGACAAGGCGAACGUAUCAGUAUAAUGGGAUCGAGACGGCUGAGGGAUAUACAGUAUGGACGAGAAUCGAGUCGCAUUAAAUUGAAAAGUGGAAUGAGUCCAUCAAAGUCGUACAGAAGUCAUAUCUCGCCUUAUCAACUGAUUCAACCAACAUUCCCAGUGACAAACAUAGAAAGUCGGACAUUCAGCAUAGUCUGGCCCUACCCUGGAUGUUCAACCUUCUUCAACAGCCAUCUAGAGCCAUAUCAUAAAAUUGCGAGAUGCCCAUUGGGUCUGACCGAAUACGUUUCGAAGCUCUCGUUGGCGCUUCCUUCUGCCUACGUGGUUCAUUUUUCGACGAAGAGUCAAAGAGUCUCUAAUCCAUUCUUCAUCGUCGUCAAGGUCGAUCCUGUCAUAGCUAUUUAUUUGGCUCCACACGCCGGUGUCGCGCAAUACGACCAAAGCACAGGAAGAAGCAUUUUCGUAAGGGCAUUUGAUAUUCACGGAGCUAUAUAUGUAGUACAAGACGAGGCGAUUCAAGAAAAUGAAAACUAGCUAAGUACAAUGUCCUUCUCU